AGAACCACAUCUCCCAGCGUGCACCGCGGCUCCGCUCGUCGCUCGCCGUGGAACAAACGUUUGUUCGCGGCAGUUUUCUGACGGUCACGCGCUGCUUUGUCCUCCAUUGUCUCGUGGCGCGUUUCCUCGUUUUCCCGCAGCACAGGGACACGUGACAGGUGUUAUGAACAACUAUGAGGUCAUGGGUCAGAUUGGAGAGGGUGCGUUUGGUAAAGUGUUCCUGGUCAGAGAGAAGGGUAGAGACAGACAGAGUGUGGUCAAACAGAUCGACCUCAGGAAGAUGUCAGUGAAGGACAGACAGUCGUCUCAUAAAGAAGUGUCUCUCCUGUCAAAGAUGAAACAUCCCAACAUCGUCUCCUUCAUCACUUCAUUUCAAGAGAGUGGCAGUCUGUUCAUAGUGAUGGAGUUCUGUGAUGGAGGAGAUCUGAUGAAGAGGAUCAACAUGCAGGGAGGACUCUUCCUGGCCCCACUGGGGAAUCUUGAGCUGUUCAGAUCUGUCCUGGGCCUCAAACACAUCCAUGACAGGAUUCUGCACAGGAACAUCAAAGCUCAGAACAUCUUCCUCACCAGUGGAGGAAUUAAAGCCAAACUGGGAGACUUUGGAAUCGCGAGAAUGUUGAAUAAUACCAUGGAGAUGGCCAGGACCUGUGUGGGGACACCAUGCUACACUUCACCAAGUCUGUGAAACCAACGUUACAACAACAAGGCGGAUAUCUGGUCUCUGGGUUGUGUCCUCUAUGAGCUCUGCACCCUGAAACAUCCAUUUGAGGGCAGCAGUCUGCGGCAGGUGGUCAGUAAAAUCUGCAGGGGGCGCUACAACCCAGUACCCAGCUGUUACUCGUCUGAGCUCCGCCUCCUGAUCACUCAACUGUUCAAGGUGAAUCCUCGUCAACGUCCAUCUGUCUCUUCUGUCCUCAAACGUCCUUUUCUGGAGACACUCAGCAAACACCUGCACCCACAGGUACACACAACUACACACAAGUACACGAUCACGGUGUCACUCUCUGGUCCAGAGAUGAUCCACAGAUCCAGAGGAGGAGGAGCCGUGAAGAGACAGAGCGCCAAACCGGUGUGGAGGGCCCCGUCCACAAUCAACGGACCCGCCCACCACAGACCUCUUCAUCUCAGAGCAGCAGACAGAGAGGUCAGAGGUCAACACAACCACAGGGGUCAGUACCAGCACUAUCACGCUCAGCUGGACGCUCUUCAUCUUCAUCAUCAUCAUCGUCGCCCACGUCCUCAGGAGGAAGUCGAGCGGCGUGAAGAUCAGGCUCCGCCUCCUCCUGUGGAGCCAUACCAGCUUGUUGCUGCAGCUCGUCAUGAAUAUCUACAGAGAAAAUAUGAAGCUAAAGAAUAUAAACUGAGAGCAGAGAAACAACUGGGUCUGCGUCCAUGCACAGCUGAGAGUCACAGACCUGGAGGUCAGGAACUGGACAAGGGACGACCUGAGGAUAGGAGACAGGAGGGACAGCAGGAGUACCUGCGUCAGCUGGAUGUCAUUAGACAUCAGUAUCAUCAAGAGAUGAGACAUAGGAGACUGAGAGCAGAGACUGAACCAGAACACAAACAUGAGGCGUUUGUGGGACAAAGCCAGCGCCGCGUGUUCAACAGAGGCGGCGCAGCUGCAGCCACAGGGCGUGGCGCUCUGCAGCUGAUCAGAGAGAACAAACACAAGGUGAGAUCAGUGCUGCCCCUGUCUGUCACAUCAGGACACACACAGGAAGUGUGCUGUGAGUCACAUGACCGCCAGAGUUACAGUGGGACUGUCUUUCUGCAGAAGGGAAUCAUGUUUGAGAUCCGCUUAGAAGACCACAAGACGAGAGACAGAGUGUUCUCAGUUCGCAGACUCUGGACUCAAGGUCGUCCAAACACUCUGCUCAACGCUCUCGCUCACGCUCAGCUCACCUCCUCUACUCUGCACUCACCGACUGCAGUCCCAGAUCCACAUCCAGAGGAGGACUGUGACAUGGAGACGGCUGAAGAGAGUCCAGAGCUGAAAUCAGACGACGAGGACACGAACUUCGAGGAUUCGGACGACGAGCUCAGGGACGCGGUGGCUGACUCCAUGAAGAACCUGUUCAUCAUGGACGAGGACACACGGGAGACGGCAGAGGUGCAUGAUGGGAAGUGGGAGGACGGAGGCGGGGACACGAGCGCAGUGGAGAUUCAGCAAGUCCAACCGCAACUGAAGAGUCCACGUGAGGACGACCAAGGACAGAGCGAGGACACACCGAAUGUCUCCGGACAUGACCUCUGACCUCUGACUGUGGGAUUAGAGUUCACUGUUUGAGUUUGUGAUGAAAAGUUAACGACGAUUACAUUAUAGUUUUAUAGGUUUUAUAUUUGUAUUCCAAAUGCAUUCUGGGAUACAUGGCUUGAUGGAUGGAUAUUGAGAAACGGCCUACGUCUCUCAUCCCAGACAGGAAGUUCAAAUCAAACUCGUAACUGUACGAUCGAAAAAAAACCAUCUGAUUUCAGGACAAAUGUUUGCAACAAGCUGCAACAAUCUUCUUUCUAAGGCCUCAGGCGGGCCACAGACGGGCCACAGACGGGC
Molecule: messenger RNA, 2554 nt
Organism: Solea senegalensis (Senegalese sole)
Lineage: Eukaryota; Metazoa; Chordata; Actinopteri; Pleuronectiformes; Soleidae
Product: serine/threonine-protein kinase Nek5-like
Biological process (GO): protein phosphorylation
Molecular function (GO): ATP binding; protein kinase activity
Source: RefSeq, a predicted model, not a curated record